AUGGACUCAGAAGAGACAAUUAAUUUGGCAGUAAAAUAUGCAAAGGACGCAGUUGUAGAAGAUGAAAAGAAAAAUUAUAAAGAAGCCUUAAAUUUAUAUAUACAAAGUUUGCAAUAUUUUAAUUAUUUUUGCAAAUAUGAAAAAAAUGAUAAUAUUAGAGAAUUGAUUUUAAAAAAAAUGGAAGUAUAUAUUACUAGGGCUGCAGAUUUAAAAGAAAUUAUUAAUAAAAAAGAGACAAUAGAAACAAAAGAAAAGGUUGGUGCUUCUGAAGAAGCAAAAGAAAAUAUGAAAAAACAAAUAAAAGAUUUUAUAUUAAAUAAAGAUCAAAAUGUAAAAUGGUCUGAUGUAUGUGGUUUAGAAACAGCAAAAGAAAUAUUAAAAGAAGCAGUCAUAUUCCCUUUAAAAUUCCCAAAAUUAUUUAAUUCAUCCGCACUACCAUAUAAAGGUAUAUUAUUAUAUGGCCCACCAGGAACAGGAAAAACAUUUCUAGCAUUAGCCUGCGCUAAUGAAUGUAAUAUGAAUUUUUUUAAUGUAUCAUCUUCUGACCUUGUUAGUAAAUAUCAAGGAGAAAGUGAAAAAUACAUUCGAUGCUUAUUUGAUACAGCUAAAGAAUAUUCACCAGCAAUUAUUUUUAUCGAUGAAAUUGAUUCUUUAUGUGGAUCAAGAACAGACGGUGAAAACGAAUCGACGAGGAGAAUAAAAACAGAAUUUUUAAUAAGUAUGAGUGGGUUGAACAAUUAUAAAAAUAAUAUUAUUGUUAUGGGUGCAACAAAUACGCCAUGGUCUUUGGAUAGUGGUUUCAGGCGAAGAUUUGAGAAAAGAAUUUACAUCCCUCUUCCAAAUUUAUAUGCAAGAAUGAAAAUAUUUGAAAAAUAUAUUAAUAAAGCGAAAUCUAAUGACCAAAACGAGGAAAAUAAUGCUAUGUCUCAUAAUAUUACUAAUGAAGAUAUUAAAAAUUUUGCUAAUAUAACUGAAAAUUAUACUGGUGCUGACAUCGACAUUAUUUGUAGAGAUGCUAUAUAUAUGCCAGUAAAGAAAUGUCUUCUUUCAAAAUUUUUUAAGCAAGUCAAAAAAAAUAAUAAAAUUUAUUAUAUGCCAUGUUCUCCAGGGGAUCCUGACCCCACAAAAAUUGAAAAAAAUGUAAUGAGCAUAAAUGAAAAUGAAUUAUUAUUACCGCCCUUGAGUUUGCAAGAUUUUAAAAUUGCUAUAUCUAAUUCAAAGCCUUCUUUGUCAUUGGAUGAUUUAAAAAGGUAUGAAGAGUGGACAAAUCUUUACGGAAUGAGUGGUAUUUAA
Molecule: messenger RNA, 1293 nt
Organism: Plasmodium berghei ANKA
Lineage: Eukaryota; Apicomplexa; Aconoidasida; Haemosporida; Plasmodiidae
Product: vacuolar protein sorting-associated protein 4, putative
Exons: 1
Coding region: 1-1293 (430 amino acids)
Biological process (GO): endosomal transport; vacuole organization
Molecular function (GO): ATP hydrolysis activity; ATP binding
Source: RefSeq, a predicted model, not a curated record